Manduca sexta (tobacco hornworm) is the source of this 791-nucleotide messenger RNA. RefSeq names its product cuticle protein 8. Gene Ontology annotation, cellular component: extracellular matrix. Bases 100 to 699 code for a protein of 199 amino acids. The record is from RefSeq and is a predicted model, not a curated record. Lineage: Eukaryota; Metazoa; Arthropoda; Insecta; Lepidoptera; Sphingidae. The transcript has 3 exons.
ACCCGUCGACCUUGUCGCGCCCAAAUUGCGACCGCAGACUAUAUAAGCAGAUUUUAACGCAAGCAAUGCAUCAGUUGUAUCACAGCCAAUCAUAUCAAUAUGUUCUCCAAAAUCGUCGCUUUGAGCGCGUUGGUGGCUGUGGCCACAGCUGGUCUGCUGCCCGCGGCGCACUACUCCCCGGCUGCCGCCGUCUCCUCCCAGAGCAUCGUCCGUCAUGAUGAGGGACACGCACCCGCAGCCCCCGUCGCCUACCACGCCGCUCCCGCCGCUGUUGCCUACCACGCUGCUCCCGCUGCCGUAGCCUACCACGCAGCACCUGCUGCCGUUUCCUACCACGCCGCCCCUGCCGCUGUUGCUUACCACGCUCCCGUCGCCAAGGUGAUCGCUCCCGCUCCCAGACUGGUCGUCUCUGCCCGUCACGAGGAAGAAUACGUUAACGCGCACCCCCAGUACGAGUUCUCUUACUCCGUUGCUGACGGUCACUCCGGCGACAACAAGUCCCAGCACGAGAGCCGCGACGGUGACGCCGUGCAUGGCGAGUACUCCCUGGUGGAAGCCGACGGCUCUGUGCGCAGAGUGGAAUACACCGCCGACGACCACCACGGCUUCAACGCCAUCGUGAGCAACUCCGCGCCCGCACACGCGCCCGUCGCGCACGCACCCAUCGCGCACGCGCCCGUCCUCCUCGCGCACCAUUAACUCGUCACUAGUCACAAGGGAUCUUAGUUUAUAAGAAACAAAUAUUCUGUAAAUAGGAAAAAUAUUUAUAAAUUAAAUGCAGCAAAUUGAAA